CUCAUCUUAUAUCGAUAUCAUGAUUCUCAUUCUCUAUAUUCUAUAACGUCACUACAUACAACUGUAACGUGAGUUCAGUCCGCGCUUCGUAUCCUUCCACAGCUGACGUGUGUCACAUAAGCAGGGUUCUAACUACGAUAAACAUGUCAACCAAAGACGGAGGGCCGGUCGUUUGUAACAGCUGUAAUGGUGCUAUCCAGGGCAGAAUAGUGACAGCCCUGAACAAGAAGUGGCACCCGGAGCACUUCACCUGCAACACCUGUCACAAGCCUAUAGACGGAGCCAAGUUCCACCAGCACGACGGAGGUAUACACUGCGUCAUCUGCUACGCUAAAUAUCACAGCCCGAGGUGCCAUGGGUGUGGGGAUCCCAUCACUGAUCGUGUGAUCCAAGCUCUGGGUGUGUCGUGGCACGCUCACCACUUCGUGUGUGGUGGCUGUAAGAAGGAGCUCGGAGGAGGUGGCUUUAUGGAACAGGCCGGUCGUCCAUACUGCUCGUCCUGCUACGCGGACAAGUUCGCAGCGAGAUGCGCCGGCUGCUCGUCCCCUAUUGUGGACAAAGCGAUCAUCGCGCUCGAUAACAAGUGGCACCGCGACUGCUUCACUUGCACCAAAUGCCGGAACCCAGUAACCGACUCAACGUUCUCUGUGCUGGACAACAAGCCGCUGUGCGGUAAAUGCGCUUGAGGGCCUCGAUGACGUCACAACCCCCCUACCCCAAAGUGCACGCACACAACACACACCUUAUACAACACUAAACUCAAACAAUACCGAGUCUAUACAUCGGGGUCGCGCCGCGUGCUGGAGAGCUGUCGCAUACUAUUUAUGUUUUAAUUAUAUUUAAGUGCUGUUAUUUCCUAUUUAUUAAAAGCUUCUUUAUAUCACAAAGACAUGUAAAUAAUAUUAUUUUUUUAUUAAUAACACACAGCUUACAAACGUAUCACCUGUAAGCGAUAACGUCUCGACGUUCGUUCUCUGCUACAUGAAUUCUUCAAUAAAUAAUAUAUUUUUAC
Messenger RNA from Danaus plexippus (monarch butterfly), 1012 nucleotides. RefSeq names its product transforming growth factor beta-1-induced transcript 1 protein. NCBI's taxonomy places the organism in Eukaryota, Metazoa, Arthropoda, Insecta, Lepidoptera, Nymphalidae. The record is from RefSeq and is a predicted model, not a curated record. Gene Ontology annotation, molecular function: transcription coregulator activity. The coding region runs from base 144 to 686 and encodes 180 amino acids. The transcript is spliced from 6 exons. Gene Ontology annotation, cellular component: nucleus; Z disc.